CGCUCCGCGGGGCGCCGUGCGGCCCCAGUCCGGGGGAGGAGCUCGGCUGACUCCGCCCCCGGCCAGGAAGUGACUCCAAAAACAGUUCGAGAUGUGAAGAGAGGUCCCUGUUGGGUGAGAAAUCCGGGAAGGCCCGCCCAGAUUCGAGCCCCUCCAGCCCCCAGUCUUUCUCCGCUGGGCCCGGGCCGGGGGCGCAGACGAAGUUGGGGCCGACGUACACCUAGAGACACCGGCUGAAGAGGACCCAACGUGUGGCCGAGGUCUGGGUGGCCAAGCAGCCAUGCCUACCUGGGGGGCUGGCUCCCCGUCCCCUGACCGCUUUGCCGUGUCUUCGGUGGCCGAGGACAAGGUACGGGAGCAGCAACCCCAUGUGGAACGCAUCUUCCGCGUGGAGAUGAGCAUCCUCCCGAAGGACUGCCCUGAGAACCCUCACAUCUGGCUGCAGCUGGAGGGCCCCAAGGAAAACGCUAGCAGAGCCAAGGAGUACCUGAAGGGUCUCUGCAGCCCGGAGUUGCAGGAUGAAAUCCACUACCCACCAAAACUGCACUGCAUCUUCCUGGGGGCCCAAGGCCUCUUUCUUGAUUGCUUGGCUUGGAGCACCUCAGCCCACCUGGUACCUGGGGCGCCUGGCUCACUGAUGGUCAGUGGCCUGACAGAGGCCUUCGUCAUGGCUCAGAGCCGAGUGGAGGAGCUGGUAGAGCGGCUGAGCUGGGACUUGCAGCCAGGGUCAUCUGCUGGAGUCUCUCAGUGUGCUGGAGUGCUGAGAGACUUCUGUGCCCUGCUGCAGCCCCCGGGGGAUGUCCACCGAGAGGCCCUGCUGCAGCUGCCCCUAGCCGUCCAGGAGGAACUGCUGAGCCUGGUGCAGGAGGCAUCCAGGGGGCAGGGGCCCCAAGGGCUUCCUUCCUGGGAGGGGGAGAACCCAGGCCUGCUGGGUGCUCCACACCAGGGAGUCAGAGCUCCCCUGAGUGAAGGCAGGGGGUCCUUAGACACUGGGCCUACAGGGUGGCAAGAGUCAAGGGGAGAGGGACAUGCUAUGGAGAAGCAGGGAGGGAAGCAGGGUGGUCCCAGGGAGAUGGAUUUGGGAUGGAAGGAGCUGCCUGGGGCAGAGGCCUGGGAGAAAGAAGUGACCUUCAGGUCACAGUUAGGGGGAGGAGACGCAGGGCAGGAAGGGCUCCUGAAGGGGAAGGCCAUGGGGAAGGAGGGGAUGCCUCAGGAAAGAGGAAGGUUCUGUAUACAGGGUGAGCCUCCUGGUGCCCAGGGUCCCUGUCAGAGGGCAGCUCAGCUCCGGGGAGCCUCUCUCCUCCAGCGGCUCCACAAUGGGGAAGCCUCACCUCCCAGGGUGCCUAGCCCCCCGCCUGCACCUGAACCCCCGUGGUACUGUGGAGACCGAGGAGACAGGGGAGACAAGCAGCAGGUUGUGGCUCGAGGUCGCGGGUCUCCAUGGAAACGAGGCACCCGGGGGGGCAACUUGGUGACUGGCACACAGCGUUUCCAGGAGGCCCUACAGGACCCUUUUACCCUGUGCCUUGCCAAUGUACCUGGCCAGCCAGACCUCCGCCACAUUGUCAUUGAUGGCAGCAACGUGGCCAUGGUGCAUGGCCUCCAGCACUACUUCUCCAGCCGGGGCAUUGCCAUUGCUGUGCAGUACUUCUGGGACCGUGGCCAUCGGGACAUCACUGUCUUUGUGCCUCAGUGGCGCUUCAGCAAGGAUGCCAAGGUCAGAGAGGGUCACUUCCUGCAAAAGCUCUACUCUCUCAGUCUGCUCUCCCUCACUCCCUCCCGAGUCAUGGAUGGCAAGAGGAUCUCCUCCUAUGAUGACAGGUUCAUGGUGAAGCUGGCUGAAGAGACUGAUGGGAUCAUUGUCUCUAACGACCAGUUCCGGGACCUGGCGGAGGAGUCCGAGAAGUGGAUGGCAAUCAUCAGAGAGCGCCUGCUGCCCUUCACUUUCGUGGGAAACCUCUUCAUGGUCCCUGAUGACCCACUGGGGCGAAAUGGCCCCAUGCUGGAUGAGUUCCUGAAGAAGCCAGUCAGGGCACAGGAGUCUUCUAAGGCUCAGCAUCCAUCCAGGGGCUUCACAGAACACAGUAAUCAGCAGCAGGGGAGAGAAGAGGAGGAGAAAGGCAGUGGUGGCAUUCGGAAGACCCGGGAGACAGAGAGGCUCCGGCGCCAGCUGCUGGAAGUGUUUUGGGGCCAGGAUCACAAGGUGGACUUCAUCCUGCAGCGGGAGCCCUACUGCCGGGACAUCAACCAGCUCUCUGAGGCCCUGCUCAGUCUCAAUUUCUGAGCCUCGCCAGCCCGAGUGGCUGUCUCCCCAUCAGCAUCAGCCUUGCCCAGCUUAGCCUCUUCUGUGAAGAUCCCCGUGAUGCUCAGACCCUGACCUAGACCCACUCUGAGUUGGUGCCUUGGGUCAGGGAAGGACAGAGGAAGAGCAUUCCAAUGUUCUUGCCUGGGGCACUUUGGGGACAGGUCCAUAAAGUGACCCGAUCUCCUCUUGAGGCAGGACCUCAACCAGCUCUCAAGAGGUUCUGUUCAGUUCCAGCUCCUCAACUGUAGCACAGGGUUUCUGUUGGGAGUGGGGCUGCCAGAAAGAGUAGGUCCUGGAGAUUGGGACUGCCAGCUCCUCCUUGAAGCUGAGUUGGGGAUGGAAGCUGGAGUGCGCAGGAGGGGAAUGAAACAGGUGGCAAGAAAGCUGAGCCUUUACUACCCCUGGCUGCUGCUCUGGAUAGCCAGAGGACAGGAUGCUUCCCAGGCCUGGCAGGGCUCCUGGGAGCCUUGAAGGGAAUGCUGGGCCCUGGAAAGGCUAGUGUGACGGGGUCUGGGUCACAGUGGUGCAGCAGGGAGCUGGUGGGAAAGGUAGAGGAAGACUUGGCUUCUGGUCUCAGCUAUGCCUGUCUGUGACCUUGAAUGAGCUACUUGGCCUUUACUUCUGCCUUUAAAUCAGAUGUAAAAAUGCCUGUUGGGAGAAAUGAGAACAUGGAGGAGGGUUCUUUGGAGGAAAAGUACUUGGACCAAGUCUCAGGUGUGUCUGACUGCACAGGCUUCCAAACCAAAACCUCACUUUCAGAGAACCGAGGGUCCUCUGUGCCCAGGGCCUGUGCCCUAGAUUUUAACAUUGCACCCUCAUGAUGUGCCCUAUAAUGGCUGCGUCCCUUUUGGGCAACCCCCAAAUCCACAUUUACAAAACAGUUAGUUAGGGGUGACUGUUUGCAUUACCAGAAUACUCUCAGGGUUCCUCUAAAUGGCAGCUCUCCUGUUGCAUUCGUGUUGUUUACAGAUUGACGAAUGUGUCAGAAAGUCCCCUGUUCAGUGCACGCGUGGUGUUGUGAACUCAAUGGAAGCCAUGCUCUGCAAUGACAAUGUGAUCUAACCCUAGUGUUUUCUCUACAGAACACAUGUUGCAUAAAGCGAGGCCCACUUCUGCUUUGUGUGUGAGUAUAUAUAUAUAUGGGGGGUUAUACAGGUUGUAUGUAGAUGAGCUAAUUAUCUGGAAAAUGAAAACUGAAGAAUUAUUAGAAUACGGAGACUCAGAUCAACUGCCAUCCUGUUGGAACAUUCUGCCCCGAUUCCUACAGGUCAUUGUCCUGUAUCGGCUUGAAGUCCUCCCGUGCCAGGGACUGACUGCUUCCAAGUAAUGCUUCCUCUAGUGCAGCCCUGAUUCGUGCUUCUGUCUUUGAGGCUGGUCAUUCCUCCAGGAACAAUACUAGGCUGGCCAACUUCCUAGAGUCCAAGACUGGAUAAAGAGGAGGGACAGGGACCGCAGGGUUCUAUGUUGUCUGGGCCUUGGGCAAGCCCCUGGACAGGAUCCUUUUCGGGCUCUGGCUUCUGCUACCUGAGCAGCACUGGGAGCUGAAGGCUGCCACCCCAGUUCCUCAUUCCAGCAACUAGUGGGAGCUGAGUGGUGAUGGGUGGUCUUUGGGUCCUACUGUCUGCCCCUCCUCCCUGUUGUGAUGUGUACCGCUAGACCUAGUCAGGGAGGUAGGUGACAGGGACUCAAAGUCCCUUUUUAAGAAAGGUGUUUGGUUAAUAUGGCCCCAGUUGGGGGCCUAGAGGAACUACUGGUCGAGUUGUGGCAGGUAUCAGGGUAUGUAAGCAGGGAGAGGGUCUUAAAUGAACACUUGGGGUUUCUUUUUACCUGUUAGGGCUGUUUACAGUUUGGGGUACAUUCCUUGCCCCUUUCACUUUCAGCGAUGGUGGGUGUGAAGUACACCAGAGGUUUCUUUCCUUUUGUGCCUGGGACUCUGGCUGACUGAGUGGCCUCAAUCAGAUGUGAGGCCAGUCCGAAGCUUCUUACAGACAGGGUUGUUGGCUUACUCCCACAGCUUGUUGAACUGGGACCAUUGUGUGAUCGUUUUAUUAAUUCACUGCCGUUCAGCAGCACACCGAAGGCUGUCCUAGACUUGGGUCUCACCUCUUCCUCUGCUGGCAUCCUAAUGGUAUCAUGUGAACAAGUAUGUAGGGUAACCACAGAACUCGUUGGAAAUGGAUCAUCACCUCUCUUGUGUUCCAGUGUCUGCCAUCAUCAUAACCUCAUGCCUCAAAUUUGUUUCCAGCUCUUUAGAGGGAACAAAAAGGGAGGUAAUUCCCAUUGUAACUUUACAAACCCCACAUAGGGGGUCUUCAAGGGUGACACUCCUUGAGAUAAAUUCAAGGAGAAUCUAGGCUAAAGAGACGAGCCAAAACCAAUGAGAUAACUUAUCUUUAUUGCCUAAACUGUUAGAGCAUUCACUACAUAGCAAAAGAGAAAUGGGGCAGGAAUGGGUCAUGUAGGGGUACUGAAUGUGGAGACUUUCACAAGGAGUCGAAGAUGUUACGGUCCCAACCUGAUGAGACUGCACUCUUGAAACAGUGGACAGGCGAAGUGCAGCAACAGAAUAAUGAGAAAGGACAGGGAGGAGAGGAAUCCCCAAGAACCAGAUGGGCUCACAUGGCAAGCAGAGUACUUCAUCCUCCUCAGUCCCUACCUGGGAAGCCUCUGUUGAGGGCCAGGCCGUGGUCUCUGCCAUGAACUUUCUCGCUUAGGCUAUGACUUCCUUCAGUGCAGGCCCCAGCUCUGGGAAGGAAUACUGGUAGCCAGUGGCCAGUGUCCGCCGUGGGAUCACCUUCUGGCCCUCCAGCAGCAUGAUGGCACGCUCUUGCCCAAAGACAGCUUGCACGAUGGUGCUAGGGAGAGGGAUGAAGGCUGGGCGGCCUAGAGCUGUGCCCAAGGCCUGAGCAAACUCAGCAUUUGUAGUGCUAUAGGCUGGAGCCACGCCGUUCAGGACACCCUGCACGUGGCUGGCUUCAAUAGCAUGGGCCAGGAUUCCUACCAGGUCCCCAAUGUGAAUCCAGGGGAAGAACUGUUGGCCGGAGCCGAUGGGGCCCCCCAGGCCCAGGCGGAAGGGUAGCAGCAUGUGACCAAUGGCACCGCCCCCACGGCCCAGCACAACCCCUAGAACAGGCAAGAAGGAUGGUACAGGGGGACCCCUCAGCUUCCAGGCAGCCUCACUGUUCCUUCCAUUUCCCCUUCCUCUUUUCCUUUGCUGGCUUAGCUCUGUAGCAGUCCAGGGGUAUGGCUGUCUUGGGGACUUCCCAUCCUCUCAUCUGCAGGUUGGCCAGAAGUGGUGGCAUCCUCACCUCAGUAAGCUCUGCUCCCCUUACCCCCCAACUCCCCCAGGAGAGAGAACACAUUCCAACCCCGCCUGAUAGGCAGGCCCCUUGUUCUCACCGGAGCGUACCACCACCUGGCGUGUAGAAUCUCCAGGAAGCCUGGCUGCAGCUUCCCAUUUGGUUACGAGAUUGGAGAAAAAGUCAAAAUCCCCUCCUGGGCUGUCUUCAUCAUACUCAGCAGUCAGGCUGGGCUGGUAGUAAGCUGCCGGUGAGAUAGCACUUGUUUGCCCUGGCUGGUCCUUUGCAGUGAAGGGACCCGUUGGCCUAACCCCCCUUGGCCUUUGGGGUCUUCCCAUGGGAUGGAGAUGCAGAUAUUUUUUUCCUUGAGUGAUACCAUCAGCUGACUUGUUCCUGCCCUGGAGUAACUUAUCUUUUGCUGCAGGGCUAAGCUGAGAAACUGAUAGAGGGCUGUGGUUCAGAAUAAAUACAUGGAUGCUAGGCUGAGUUUUUUAAAUCUCAGCACUGCUUUAACUACAACUUUAGGUGAGUUACAUAACCUCUGCAAAAUCUGUAUACCUUUAAAAGGGGAACAAUUGUCUACCUCAGAGUUCUUGUGAGGAUUAAAUGCUGCAAUAUGUGUAAAA
Molecule: messenger RNA, 6230 nt
Organism: Phyllostomus discolor (pale spear-nosed bat)
Lineage: Eukaryota; Metazoa; Chordata; Mammalia; Chiroptera; Phyllostomidae
Gene: KHNYN
Product: KH and NYN domain containing
Exons: 8
Coding region: 281-2284 (667 amino acids)
Cellular component (GO): nucleus; cytoplasmic ribonucleoprotein granule
Molecular function (GO): mRNA binding; RNA endonuclease activity
Source: RefSeq, a predicted model, not a curated record